Nicrophorus vespilloides is the source of this 1685-nucleotide messenger RNA. It is a transcript of the gene Octbeta2R, whose product is annotated as octopamine receptor beta-2R. Gene Ontology annotation, molecular function: octopamine receptor activity. Gene Ontology annotation, biological process: adenylate cyclase-activating adrenergic receptor signaling pathway. Bases 169 to 1446 code for a protein of 425 amino acids. The record is from RefSeq and is a predicted model, not a curated record. The transcript has 3 exons. NCBI's taxonomy places the organism in Eukaryota, Metazoa, Arthropoda, Insecta, Coleoptera, Silphidae. Gene Ontology annotation, cellular component: membrane.
CUUCCGAAUGUACCAAGGUUAACAAUAUUGAAACAUUGCUUACACUCCUAAUGCAGUUACGCUCUCAAAUUCGCUGUCAUUCGUUUCCAUAACUACCAACAUCUUACUGGAAGAUGAAGUGAGAUCUGAGGUGGUGAGAGGGUCGUCGUCGUCGUUGAGAACGGUAGCAUGGAGAACAACGAACUAAUCUUAAACCAAACAUCGGGCGUUGGAGGCAAUGCUAGCGUUUCGAUGGGCGGAGAAGCAGGUGGAGGAUUGGAAGGAGCAGAGACGGAAUGGUCAGAUUUCCUUUUGCUGUUUAUCAGGGCGACUAUCAUGGGUCUGAUCAUCAUCGCCUCGAUAUUCGGUAAUCUUCUGGUCAUCGUCUCCGUGAUGAGGCAUCGAAAACUGAGAGUCAUCACCAACUACUUCGUGGUAUCAUUGGCGCUUGCUGAUAUGCUUGUGGCUAUGUUCGCCAUGACCUUCAACGCAAGCGUCCAGAUCUUCGACCGCUGGCUCUUCGGGUAUUUCAUGUGCGACGUCUGGAAUUCGUUGGACGUAUACUUUUCAACAGCAUCCAUCCUCCAUCUUUGCUGUAUCAGCGUGGACAGGUACUACGCCAUAGUGAGGCCCCUAAAGUACCCGAUCAGCAUGACCAAGAGGGUGGUCGCAAUAAUGCUGCUGAACACGUGGAUCAGUCCGGCUGUGAUCAGCUUCGUGCCCAUCUUCAUGGGAUGGUACACAACCACCGAAAACCAGGACUUCCGGAACGAGCAUCCGGACGUUUGCGGCUUUCGCGUAAACAAGGUGUACGCCGUCUUCAGCAGCAGCAUCUCAUUUUGGAUCCCGUGCACCAUCAUGAUCUUCACGUACUUCGCCAUCUUCAGGGAGGCCAAUCGACAGGAGAAGGAGAUGUUCAACAGGCACGGCGCAGCGCUUCUGCUGCAUCAGAACAACACCAACGGAGACAUGCUCAGCAAUUCCGGAGGAUCUUCGAAGACUUUGAUGCACGAAAUCAACCAGGAUCUACACCACACUCCAACCAAGGAACGUAAUAUUAUCAAGAUGAAACGCGAACACAAGGCUGCCCGCACGCUUGGCAUCAUUAUGGGAACGUUCAUCCUCUGCUGGCUUCCAUUCUUCCUCUGGUACAUCAGCACGUCUCUGUGCUCGAGCUGCGAUUGCCCGGACAUCGUCGUCACCGUCGUCUUCUGGAUCGGAUACUUUAACUCCACCCUUAACCCCAUAAUCUAUGCUUACUUCAACCGCGAGUUCAGGGAGGCUUUCAAGAACACCCUGCAGUGCGCCUUCUGUAGCCUCUGCAGACGCCCGCCCUCCGAUCUGGACUCCUACGAUGUGCGGAGACCCUCCAUCAGAUACGAUGACCGCACACGCAGCAUCUACUCUGAGACCUACAUGAAGCACAUCGACCGCAGGAGGAGCUCCGAAUUCGGCUCCAGCCUCUGAGUAGACCUAACUAGUAGCAGACUUACAACCACCAGCUUUUAAAUCUGCUACUAGUUAGUGUCACGAAUCCCCUAAAACCCAAAAAACAAAACCAACCAAGAGGAACACGAUUAUAUGAAAAAAAAAAAAUAUUUAUAAAAAAAAUAAUAAACCGGUGCUAAAUUAAAUCUCUUAACUAGUUAAGACUUAAACUAUAUAAAAAGCAAAAGGACUGAAGAGAAGAAUGAAUGCAAGACGAC